This is a messenger RNA of Macrosteles quadrilineatus (aster leafhopper), 3069 nucleotides long. RefSeq names its product tubulin polyglutamylase TTLL5-like. Gene Ontology annotation, biological process: microtubule cytoskeleton organization; protein polyglutamylation. The transcript has 13 exons. Gene Ontology annotation, cellular component: cilium. NCBI's taxonomy places the organism in Eukaryota, Metazoa, Arthropoda, Insecta, Hemiptera, Cicadellidae. The record is from RefSeq and is a predicted model, not a curated record. The coding region runs from base 246 to 2561 and encodes 771 amino acids. Gene Ontology annotation, molecular function: tubulin-glutamic acid ligase activity; tubulin binding.
AAGUAAAGGGUGGCUCGGACGCGGAGCUUGCAUUUAAUUUGUUUAACUUUCAACUAAACAUCAACUGAAAACAACCUCAUCAUUCCUGUUAUCAUACCCUAUUCGUUAUUGCUUGUUAUGACAAGUACCCCUCGUGGCGUUUGUUAGUGCUAUUUGUGGCUGUGGUGUUGUAAAUCUAAAUGCAAAAUUACUUAUAGCGGUCUAUUAAAUAAAUCCAAUUGUUGGUUAACACAAAUCCCAACACGAUGGAAGAAGAAUCUGUUGUUAAAAAGGAUCCGGUUGGAGGAAACCCGUGGGUAAUAGGUGGUCCCAUCGGUAGUCGAUCUUGUGUUUUGCAUUUCCGGUGUGGAGCGUUGAGCAAAGCUCCUGUUGCUCCGCCUGCGGAUGUUCUCCAUAUGACUUACAAGACGUACCAAGCCGAGACGAAACUACUUGCCGCCGUUCUAAGCACUCAUGGACUUAGAGAGGUUCCGCAAGACUUUACAGACUUCAAUCUGUUGUGGACCGGAGUUCAUCCCAAACCUCAAGUACUCCGGUCUCUCAGCAGUCAUCAACGGGUCAACCAUUUCCCCAGAUCCUAUGAACUGACAAGAAAAGAUCGGCUUUACAAGAACAUAGAAAAGAUGCAGCACGCCAAGGGAGUGAAACACUUUGAUUUCAUACCUCAGACGUUCGUAAUGCCCGGGGACUUCCGGGAACUUACGACUUGUCACUACCGAACCAGGGGACCUUGGAUAGUCAAACCUGUGGCGUCCUCACGGGGCCGAGGGAUUUAUAUUGUUAAUUCUCCUGACGAAGUGCCUUUGGAAGAGUCGCUGGUGGUGGCCAAGUACAUAGAGAACCCGCUACUGGUGUCCGGUCACAAGUGUGACUUGCGGCUGUACGUGGCUGUGACCUCUUACGACCCUCUCAUGGUGUACCUGUACGAGGAGGGGCUGGUGCGACUGGCCACUGUGAAGUACGACAACAACCGUAAACAUCUGUGGAACCCCUGUAUGCAUCUGUGUAACUACAGCAUCAACAAACACCACUCUGACUACAUAAAGUCUGAGGACCCGGAGGCUGAAGAUGUCGGACACAAAUGGACUCUGAGUGCCUUGUUGCGACACCUCAGGUCUCUCAACUACGACACGGCCUUGCUGAUGCAGCGGAUAGAAGAGGUCAUCAUAAAGUCUCUCUUGGCCACUGCACCGUCCAUCAUCGUCGCUUGCAAACUGUUUGUCCCUUCAUAUGUUAACUGUUUCGAACUUUACGGGUUUGACAUUCUGAUAGACUCGGAGCUGAAGCCGUGGCUUCUUGAGGUGAACCUGUCUCCGUCGCUGGGCUGCGACACUCCACUAGACACCAGGGUCAAGUCUGCGUUGUUGGUAGACCUGCUUACGCUGGUGGGAUUGCCAGCGGUGGAUCCGGUCGUGCGACCGCCCACACGAGCUCACCGUCCGACCACUGCGCCUCACCUCACCACGUCUCGCCGUGUACAGUCUGCGGACUCCCUGCCCAACGUGAAGCAUCGUGUACACAGCGCUCCGUCACAUUCCCACAGUCUCACAGCUGAAGAGGCCCGCGUAGUGAGGUACGCCAAGGCGCAGUACGAGCGACGCGGAGGCUUCAUACGCAUCUUUCCCUCCGCCGAGAGUUGGAAACGCUACUCAGCAUAUCUCGACCCAGUGACAGGCAUCCCAUCAGUACCUCCAGGCACGCAGUGGUGUGUUCCUCCCAACCACAACAUCAACUUGACACUUCACCAACAGCUGUUCCCCGAUUCCAUCACGUCGCUGUUGCCAUCGGUGAUCAGUGCCGAGCGUCUGUGUCGCUACGAGCGAGCGCUCAGUCGGGGACACCGCAGCAGCUUAGAUGAAGCGCAGCAUGGAACAGUGACCAACGACACUCAACAGGACACUCAGUUGGAUACUAGAGUGCUCAAACAGGAACUCGUCAAGUGCCUGAACGAUGGGUUCAAGCUGAGUAAGAUCCAGGCUCGGCAGGCGUUCGGACAGUACCUGCAGUGUGUUCUGGGCCGCAUGAGUGGACAAAGGACCAAGGCCAAGUUGAGGUUUGACGACGGAGACAGUGAACUCAUCCUUCGCUUCUUGCAGAGAGCGAGUCACAACCUGCGCACAGCUUAUCAUGUCAAGCCCCCCAACAGGAGCCUGGUAGGCAAGGACCGUGUUGCUAUUGUAGCCAAGAACCUCAGUGACUUUCUGUACAUAUACAACAGAGAGACAGAGUCCAUGUCUUUGCCUACAGACACCAACAACUUUGUACCAAACAGACUCUUCACCCUCUUCCUGCAAGUGGCCAAAGAGAGUGACCUAGAGCAGAUCCUAGUGUUGAACACACAACUACACAAGUGUGCCCAGGUACUGCUAGGCCAAUGUGGCAGUCCGUCAGUAACCAAACUGCAAACUCAGAGUCUUCUGCACAGCAUCAGCAAACCACUCAACCCUCACGAGAAGGCCACUUUCCUCGACUGUGAUUGUAACAAGAAGAGUUUCCCUCAGUUGCUGAGUGGAAACAAAGAGAACGUGCGAUCACAUCCCAAAGUUUCCAGAGCUCUAUAGCCACCGCUAUCUUCUUCAGCUUGCAUUUUAGCUUGGUAGUUCCUAAAGCGAGCCAAAGAUAAUGAGAUUACUAUAUCAAAUAGUUUUUGACAAUCCAAAACUGUAGAUUGAUGGUUAGAAUUGUCACUAUAUAAUUACUUAUUUUUUUAAUGUUGUGUUAUGAAUUUUUAUUAUUUUUACAGCUUGAUUUUAAAGCCUAAGUAAUCUCUUUAUGUGGCUUGGAAUUGUUGCAAGUUAUUUGAUGCCUUACUUUUUUACUAUUUAUUUAUUUAAACAUUUUCAAUUUUAGACUAUUAUUUACGUUUUAAGACCGAGAAGUGUACUUAUGUUGGUUGUGUUGUUACGUUUUUGUAAAGAAUGUUAUUUUAUCUAUUUUGCUUUAUUUAUUGUAGGAUUUGAUUUGUAUUUAAGAGUCACCAUGUAAUGUUGCAAUUAAAGUGUUUUAUAUAAUUGAAACUGUACAACAAUUUUAAAUUGAGGCAGCUAAAAAGGUUUUUGUGCCCCUCCU